GGUGUGCUGAAGGUCAGCGACUGCAGUGGCCAGUGACUUCAUUCUUGUAGAAACAGAGAGCAAGCAACAAUUUUUAGUUGGCAUGGCCAUUGUCACAGGUUUCCUCAUUUGUUUCCCUGUCUUGUGAGGACACCGGGUACCUGUUUAAAACAGUACUUACAACCCUGUUACUUUCCCUUACUCCAAGAGAAGCAUCUGUACCUUUUACCAGUUCAGUGAAUCCUUUCCCCCAGGGCACGCUGCAGAAAUUAUGUUAUUCAAAGAUCAAUAAGUAACUUGGUCUAAAUUGCCUCACUUGAUGUGAAGCAGAGUACCUCAAAACAGGCUUCCAAGAGCAACCUCCAUGCUACUUACACCAAGUUUUUCCUUUCAGACCACAGCCACUUAAGACCCUCCAUCGAAAAUGCAAGCUCAGUCUCCGGUGGUCAUUGUAACUCAGCCCGGAAGUGGUCCUGUUCCUCAAAAUUCCAACUGGCAGACGGGCAUGUGUGAUUGCUUCAGCGAUUGCGGCGUCUGUCUCUGUGGCAUGUUUUGCUUCACGUGCCUUGCGUGUCAAGUUGCAUCUGACAUGAAUGAAUGCUGUCUGUGUGGAACAAGUGUCGCGAUGAGGACUCUCUACAGGACCCGAUACGGCAUCCCAGGAUCCAUUUGUGAUGACUAUAUGGUGACCCUUUGCUGUCCUCUGUGUUCUCUUUGCCAAAUCAAGAGAGACAUCAACAGAAGGAGAGCCAUGCGUACCUUCUAAAAAAAAAACAAUGGUGAAGAGCUCUUUUUUUGCCCUUUCUUCUGUGAUCUCUCUCCUGAUCUCGAGAAGAGCUCUCCCGAAACAACUCACAUCAGCUCCACACCUCUUCAGCUUGAGUGCUUCUCCACUCUUUGCAACUGAAAUAUGAUUGAUAUGUUUAAUCACAAUCAAUGGGGUUAAAAAAAUUGAACUUUGAUUUAUUUUAAACGAAUGUUGUCCCUUAGUUUUGCUAAAUGGUGCAGUUUAGUUUCUCCUUGCUAAUAAAUUUUCUGGCUCAUAAAUUUUGUAUUACAUUUAAAAUAUAAACCAAAUAAAAGA
Molecule: messenger RNA, 1063 nt
Organism: Hippopotamus amphibius kiboko
Lineage: Eukaryota; Metazoa; Chordata; Mammalia; Artiodactyla; Hippopotamidae
Gene: PLAC8
Product: placenta associated 8
Exons: 4
Coding region: 404-745 (113 amino acids)
Biological process (GO): positive regulation of transcription by RNA polymerase II
Source: RefSeq, a predicted model, not a curated record